Molecule: messenger RNA, 2172 nt
Organism: Paralichthys olivaceus (Japanese flounder)
Lineage: Eukaryota; Metazoa; Chordata; Actinopteri; Pleuronectiformes; Paralichthyidae
Source: RefSeq, a predicted model, not a curated record
AUGGCGAUAACGCACAGCAAAGGACAACGACUGGAUGUGUGGAUUUUCUUUUGUCUGACGCUGCUGGUUGUGAUGAAACUGGAGGGAAUCUCUGCUCAAAUCCGGUAUUCUAUCCAGGAAGAAGUGAAAUUAGCGACGCCAGUGGGAAACGUUGCCAAAGACCUUGGAUUAGAUCUUGGACGACUGGUGGAAAGAAACCUUCGUGUCGUGUCAGGAACAAAGCAGGAUCUGUUUAAGGUAAAUGCCAGAGAUGGGGUUUUGUUGGUAAACCAGAGAGUGGACAGAGAGGAGCUGUGCGCAAAAAGCGCUCCGUGCGUCACAAAUCUGAAAGCAGUGGUCGAAAAUCCCCUCGAGAUGCAUCAAGUAAUAGUUGAAAUAAUCGAUGUAAACGACAACUCGCCGAAAUUUCCUGAAGAGAACUACACAUUGGAGGUACUGGAGUCCGCCGUGGUUGGAUCUCGAUUUCAAAUGGAAGGAGCCCACGACUUGGAUGUUGGCAUGAAUUCCUUACAGUCAUAUAAACUGAACCACAACCAGUAUUUUCGCCUGGAAACAGAGGAAUCCGGGGAGGACGGAAAAGUGCCGUUCCUGAUUUUACAACGACCGCUGGACAGAGAACACGCAGCUCAACACUGGUUACAAUUAACAGCUUCUGAUGGAGGGAAACCAUCGAAAUCUGGCACAAUUAAUAUCACCGUUAUUGUGUCUGACAUUAAUGACAACCCACCCGUGUGUCAUAAACAAAAAUACACCGUAACAAUAAAGGAAGACGCGCCUGCAGGGACAUUUCUUCUGACAGUAAAUGCAACUGACUCGGAUGAGGGAAUGAACGGUGAGGUCGAAUAUUCUCUGAGGAGUAAACUCAGAGGCUUGUCUUCUGAGCCGUUUGAUUUGGAUAGUAGAACUGGCAGACUAACAGUGAAAGGAGGCCUCGAUUACGAAGAGAAGCAGGUCUAUGAGAUUAAGGUCCUGGCUGCAGACAAAGGUGCAGUGUCUCUGUCCACACACUGCAACGUGGUGGUUAGAGUGGAAGACGUGAAUGAUAACCAUCCGGAAAUAGAGAUCACGUCCCUCUCCAGUCGCAUUCCAGAGGACGCACCUCUUGGAACAGUGGUGGCGUUGAUGGGUGUGACGGACUUGGACUCAGGUGUGAAUGGACAGGUCGUGUGCAGUGUGCCUGGACAUUUACCCUUUGACUUAAAGCCAUCCCCUGACGGACAGUCGUACUCUUUGAUCACCAAGGACUACCUGGAUAAGGAAACAAUGCACAUGUAUGAGAUCACGAUAACAGCUAAAGAUUUAGGGAGCCCCGCUCUGUCAUCUACCAAGGUGAUACAGGUGGAUGUGCUAGAUGUCAAUGAUAACAGUCCUUUGUUCACUGAGAGCCCAUACACUUUUUAUGUGCCUGAAAAUAACAAGGCUGGAAUGUCCAUUUUUUCAGUGCGUGCAACUGAUGCUGAUGGAGGAGAAAAUGCAGCAGUCACAUAUUCAUUAGACCGGAAGAGUCCAGGUCCCACUGUAACCUCCUUUUUAAAUAUAAACGAAGCCAAUGGCACGAUUUCAGCGCUGAAAAGCUUCGACUUUGAAACAGUGAAAACGUUCAAGUUCCACGUUGUCACGUCAGAUUCUGGAACUCCGUCACUGAGCAGCAACGUCACAGUGAACGUGUUCAUUCUGGAUCAGAACGACAACGCUCCAGUCAUCCUGUAUCCAGUCAGCUCCAACGAUGAGGACAAUAAUGUGACUUUUUACCUGAUGAUAACUUUGGGCUCAGUUUCAGCUCUUUUUCUCAUCAGUAUCAUCGUGCUGAUUUCAAUGCAGUGCUCAAAGUCCACAGACUUCACUUCUAAAUAUCUACAAGAGCCCAAUUAUGAUGGGACACUGUGUCACAGCAUCCAGUACAGAUCUGGAGACAAACGCUACAUGUUAGUUGGACCCAGGAUGAGCAUAGGAUCUACUAUUGUCCCAGGAAGCCAUGCCAAUACUCUAGUGCUGCCUGACAGGAGGGGGGCUUCAGGAGAGUAUCUACUGAAGGAAGUCAGAAGUGAAGUAAAACACUUGAUUUCGUAUCGUAUUGAAGCCCAGUGGCCAGAUGAUGUCAGUGUGGCCUCGGUAAUGGUUGUGUUGCUUAUCCUGCACUGGCCCUGCCCAUCUCCAGAUCAUCUCAGAUGA